Messenger RNA from Paramormyrops kingsleyae, 2300 nucleotides. Lineage: Eukaryota; Metazoa; Chordata; Actinopteri; Osteoglossiformes; Mormyridae. The record is from RefSeq and is a predicted model, not a curated record.
GCUGCGACGACCUGAUUGGCUCUGUCUUCGAGUUCGGGAAGAACUUGUGCGCUGUGCAUCUGUCCGAGGAUGAGAUCGCCUUGUUCUCAGCAUUUGUGCUGAUGUCUGCAGAUCGAUCCUGGCUUCAGGAGAAGGUCAAGGUGGAGAAACUGCAGCAGAAGAUCCAACUGGCACUUCAGCACGUCCUGCAGAAAAACCAGCGAGAGGAUGGUAUUCUCACAAAGUUGAUAUGCAAAGUGUCCACUCUGCGAGCGCUGUGCAGCCGGCAUACAGAGAAGCUGAUGGCUUUCAAAGCAAUAUACCCGGACAUCGUGCGCACACACUUCCCUCCCCUGUAUAAGGAGCUGUUUGGCUCGGACUUUGAGCAGGCGGCACCGGUGGAUGGGUAGCCGUGCCGCUGCGCUGAGGAACGUGAGCGGGCCAGAGCCGGAGCAAUCUGAGACGCGUCACCGUAGCCGUGGAUUUCGGGACAGUCCACUCGCUGCACACUCGGGGGGGGGGGGGGGGGGGCUUCUUCUCUUUUGGUUUGUCUUGUUGUCAUUUUUCGUUUUUUUCUUCUUCAGUUAUAAAGCGGUGUGGGGUCCUUGUCAUGGGCAGUCUUUGGAGGUGUCUUGUUCAGGGUGAACUCCAACCUCUCCUGCAUAUACUUCUGGGGCAAUUUUUUUUAUUUUUUACCCAUUUUACUGUCUUCAGAGCGUUGAAGAAUUCCCCUCAAUCAAACGUCUGGAGCAACUGCGAUCCCGGCCAGCCCAUCUUUUCUCCAACAGCCCUUAAUUUAUCCCGUUUUCAUCAAAACAAAACAAUCCCAGCUAUGCUGUUUGACGAGUCCAUUGUGAAUCCUUCGGCUUGUACCACUCCCAAAAGACAGAGGGGAUUCUUCUAAGCCAAACUGUGGACCCAGUGGGGACUCGAGGGCUUGUUGAGCUCCACGUAUAUCCUGGGGAUCCCCAAGCCACUUAUACUCUUAUAUGGUAAGUGUCUAUAAGGCUGACUCAUCGUCACACGAAAAGGGGGCAAAAUGCAGGAAAAGGAUCGUUCACCGGCGCAGACGCGAAAGGCACCUUUACGUGGACAAUCAUGAAAUUCUGUCCGUUCUGGUCAAAUGCAAAGACUUAAGAUGUCAAAGAGUCCAUCCUUCAUUGUGACACAGUGAAACCAUGUAAGUUCAUAGGCUGUAAGUUCCUCCAUGAAGAAGUAUCCUGCAGAAAUUCAGCAUACUGACAUAACGGUGCAGUUCCACCUGUUUCAUAAUGUACUACAGGGUAUACGGUCUUAAGUACUUACUUAAAUACAAAAAGGUAAUAUUUAUAGAAUCUAUUUUAAAUAAGAUAUUAGUAGGUAGAAUAUUCUUAAUUGUUGAAUUGAUAAGGCACUUUUUGCACCUUUAUUUUAUUUAAGACUUGUGUAAAACCUUGUAGUGUGUUGCAUGUGCACAAGAAAUACAGUCUUAACCACAUCCAUGGACAUCAGCUGUGGGAGGGAUGGGUGCUGUCAGAGCUCUAGGUGUGGGGGGGUUGGUAAGGUUAGCUACCACUGGCACUGCCAGGAACAAAUUUCACUGCUAACUCAUUGUUCUUUCUCUAGAAGUCACCUGUCAUUGGUUCCUCUUACUGAGGAUGACUGUUGAAGUGUCUGUAGGGAAUAGACACUUCAUCAGGGUGAAAUCUCACAACUGACCAAGGCCUGGUGCUGGGUUUAUCGUAGGAAACCUUGGUCUUUAGAUCACUGCAGAUUACUAUGGCUCAUUUACAAGCUUUGUCCAUCCAUAAAUAUAGCACUUCUUUACAGAGGAGACCCGGUAAUGGACACACAAAUACACACUUUAACCAACAUGGGAAUCAUUAUGAGAAAACAAUCCCACAAACUCUGCACACAGACACGUGUUCAUACAUGCUCAUUAGUAAGAUCUGUAACACGCAAUCAAGAGACCAGAGAUCGCGCCAGGAUGUGUCAUGGCGAAUCUGUCUUACCAGAAAGAAGAGUGAUUUUCUGCCGAUUUUUUUUAUUUCAAUUACUUAUUUAUUGCAAUACUAGGGUUUUAACUGAGGUCUAUAGAAGUAAGUGCUUAUUUCAGCUUAAUGCUGCCUGUGAAUGCCAUAUGCAUCUCAAAAUCGCCAUCUAGUGGCUAAGAAGGGGAGGUCUCCUUGAACACAUUUCCCACAGGCUACUAAACCCUAAGAUCAAAAGAAGAGGGAAUUUGCAGUGGUAACCCUUGUGGCAACCAACAGUCCCAGACUAUUUCAGACCGUCAGCUGAUCCUUACAGGUUUUUUUUCCCCCCUAUCCAUUCACUGUGUGUGU